AUGAAUGUAACUAUAAACAAGGAGACUCAAGGAAUAGCUCUAUAUAAUUCCAAGUACAAACCCGUUAUUACAACAUGUCCAGGUUAUGAGUCUUCCUUUGCAACAAUUGAGAUUUGUGAAAUAAAGGUGAUGGGUUGCCAGUCUAAACAAUUUGGGAAAAUUUGCACACUCUGUAAUCCAAAAUGUCGUAAUGGACAAUGUGAAAUUUCUGAUGGGUCGUGUAUUGCUGGCUGCAGUGACAAUGUCAUUCAAUCAGAGGAUUGCUCAGAAUGCAAAAAUGGAUUUUAUGGGACAGACUGUACACAGAAAUGUGGAUUCUGUACAGUUGGUACGUUCUGUAAUAAGACAAGUGGAAUUUGUCCAGAUGGAUGUCAGGGCAAUUGGAAAGACUCAAAAUGUUUAGAUUGCAAAAACGGAUUUUACGGUGAAGCCUGUGAAUUCAACUGUGGUAAAUGUAGCACGGGGACCUUCUGUAAUAACAUAACAGGACUGUGUCCAAAAGGGUGUGAAGAUCAUUGGAAUGGUUCUAAGUGUCAAGAAGAUGAAGAAGAGGAUACGACAACCAGGAUAAGGCAGAUUCAAUCUUCCUUGAGACGGUUAAAGGACUUUGGUGCUAAAUUAGAAGAAUCGAUGAAAGAAUUUUCCAUUGCCUUGGAAGCAAAACAAGACAAUGAGUCUGAAAUUGAAAAGUUUACAGAAGACAGUGAGAAGUUGUUUGAAUUGCUCACAGAUGUUACAGAGCGCUCAGAAGAACUUCUACUUUUGGAAAAAAGAUUGGAGCAAGCGGACAUACCAUAUAUGAAAACUGAAGCACCAAAUGACCCACGAAUCGACCACAUGAUAGAUCUGCAGACAAAAAAUGCAGGAACAACUGAUGCAUUUCCAAGAACUCCAAAUUCAGGAACUGCACAGAAAAGAGAAGAUAUGCAAAGAGAAAGAAACUCCAGUAGUUAA
This is a messenger RNA of Saccostrea cuccullata (small rock oyster), 954 nucleotides long. RefSeq names its product integrin beta-like protein B. Gene Ontology annotation, molecular function: scavenger receptor activity. Bases 1 to 954 code for a protein of 317 amino acids. Lineage: Eukaryota; Metazoa; Mollusca; Bivalvia; Ostreida; Ostreidae. The record is from RefSeq and is a predicted model, not a curated record. The transcript has 5 exons.